GGCAGCCAUGGCCCGGGCCCCGCCUUAUAUAAGAGGGGCGGGGUCCUGCGGGCGUGGUCGUGUAACGUUCGCCCGGGGAGGAGGCUGAGGUGGCCAUGGCGGAUUUCGAUCCUUACGACGAUCGGGCCUACAGCUGCUUCGGCGGCGGCCGAGGGUCUCGUGGUGGUGGCCUUGGUUCCCGCAAACAGAAAGAGCUGCCGACAGAACCCCCUUUCACAGCAUAUGUGGGAAACCUACCCUUCAACACUGUUCAAGGAGACAUAGAUGCCAUCUUCAAGGAUCUCAACAUAAGGAGCGUACGACUAGUCAGAGACAAGGAAACAGACAAAUUUAAAGGAUUUUGUUACGUAGAAUUCGAUGACGUGGAGUCACUUAAGGAAGCUCUUACGUAUGAUGGUGCACUUUUGGGUGACCGAUCACUCCGAGUGGACAUAGCAGAAGGCAGAAAACAGGAUAAAGGUGGCUUUGGCUUCAGAAAAGGUGGUGGACCUGAUGACAGAGGAAUGGGAGGAGGUUCCCGAGAAUCCAGAGGAGGUGGAUGGGAUUCCAGAGAUGACUUCAAUUCUGGAUACAAAGAUGAUGACUUCUUGGGAGGCCGGAGUAGAGGGACCCGCCCUGGAGACCGGCGACCACCAGGUGCUUCAAUGGGAAGUGGUGGCACUGGCCGCUUCAGAGAUGGGCCUCCCCUUCGUGGAUCUUCCAUGGACUUCAGAGAGCCAACAGAAGAGGAAAGAGCACAACGACCCCGACUUCAGCUCAAACCUCGAACAGUUGCUACUCCCCUCAAUCAAGUAGCCAACCCAAACUCUGCUAUCUUUGGUGGAGCCAAGCCCCGAGAGGAAGUAGUAAAAGAGCACGACUGAAUUGGGGGUUGAGAGGGAAUGGGGAGGCGGGAGAAAAAGCAAGACAGUACAGAGUAACUAGCUCUGCUGGAAUGUCAACCCUGCAGUUUACCAUUCCUGCCAUCUGGUAUUUGUCCUCUUUGAAACCGAAAACACAGAGCUUGUGAAUGCAUGUCAGCUGUUAACGAGUGGUUUUUUUGUACGUUCUCGGCUUUGCUGUAUCUAGUGCCUGCUUUGUGCUGAGUUUCCCUCUUCUGUUUCCUUCCGAGCAGCACAGUUGCCAGUAGAUAAGGCAGUGUAGCUGCUUCCACGAGUGUGGAGGUCUCUGGACGAAGGUGCUGCUUCACUUCUUCCUUUCUGGGUUUGUUUUACUUUAGAAGCACAGGUUAGACUUAGUUAUUUCCGUGUAUUUCUUUUUACUUCCUCAGUGCUCCUCUUCUGACCUGCAUGUCUUGUUCUGUAUUGCUGUGGCUCUGAGGAGGAAAACUGGAGAGUCCAGAUGAGUUGAACAGAGAAAUUUACAGUUCUAACCAAGUAGUAAAAUACCAUUUUUAUCAACUGGUGACAGUUACUGUAUACAGCAGAGCCCCUUAUAAAACUAAGGGAGAAGAGCUGCCCUUUCACACAGGUUACCAGGAAGUAUCAAUUUAGUCAAUGCCUUGGCUGAAAAAAACCCUGGUCAAUAGGUGGUGGAGUUAGUAUGGCUGCCAGCAGACUCUUGCUGGUGGCUGGCUGUUGGCUUCAAAACGGUAUGAUACUACACCUCUGCUCAAGGUUAGCACUGCAAGAAUGUGCCUGUUGGAGCACAACUGCUCACUGGCUCUUUCUGCUUACUUUCUUUUUUCUUUUUGGGGGGUUUUACAUGUUUGGUAAAUUUUUAAAUGAAGUUUCUACAAAUAAAAUGGACUUUUUUAUUUUGUUUAAGGAGUGUAUACUUUGCCAUGCAGUGUGUAACCCCCCAUCACCCCCUGUAUUUCUUUGCCCUGUGGUGUACAGUUUUAAGACCUCUGCUUUCAGAAUACCUUGAAAAUGGGCAGAUUAGAAAUUGUUCUGCUAUAGAUUCUCUUCACGUAGAAGCUUGGGUAAAAAGCAUCUCUUAAGUGCUGCACCUCUCUUCACUUGAAAUGUUUCUUGUGGGUAUUGUGUGGGAGGAGGGAGGUGAGGCUGGAGCAAAGGAGAGGGAUCAUUAAUGUUCCAAAACAAAACCUGGCUCUCUACACAUGAAAGUGUGCAUAUGGCCAAUGCAUGAGGGAAAACUUGGGCCCCUACUGCUAGUGCUGACAGCUUUUGGAUGAAGCAGCCAGCACUCUGGAGUGCUGUGAAGAGGAGCUUGGAACUGUGGCUGCUUUGCUACCAGCAUCACUGCUAGUAGUGAAUUUCUUCCCUAAAGCUACCUUUAAUGUCAGAGUCCCAGCAAUUUACAGAACUACUCUUUCCUUCCUUCUGCCUGUCACUUAAUCUGCUCCUGAGGUAAGAACCAUUUGUCUAACACUAAUAAUUUAAAACAGACAUGCAUUUGUGUGGUUGUAUUCCAAACCAAUAAUUGAUCUAUUUACAUCUUCAAUGUGGAAAGGAUUUUAAGAACAAAUUCCCAUAUAAAAACUCGCCUCUAGUCAAGACACUUGACUUUUAAAUGUAAAAACAAAGGAAAAGAAAAAAAAAAAGGAAAAGAAUUCCGAACACUUAACACAUUCUGCUUCAUAACAAAAUAAAUUUAUGGAUAUGGUAUUUUGUGAAUGAUCUUUUAAAUAAAAGAAAAACAUUAAGUAAUAUUUAA
Neopsephotus bourkii (Bourke's parrot) is the source of this 2619-nucleotide messenger RNA. RefSeq names its product eukaryotic translation initiation factor 4H (gene EIF4H). The coding region runs from base 96 to 863 and encodes 255 amino acids. NCBI's taxonomy places the organism in Eukaryota, Metazoa, Chordata, Aves, Psittaciformes, Psittacidae. Gene Ontology annotation, molecular function: RNA binding. The record is from RefSeq and is a predicted model, not a curated record. The transcript has 7 exons.